Rhipicephalus microplus (southern cattle tick) is the source of this 646-nucleotide messenger RNA. RefSeq names its product proteasome subunit beta type-3-like. Lineage: Eukaryota; Metazoa; Arthropoda; Arachnida; Ixodida; Ixodidae. The record is from RefSeq and is a predicted model, not a curated record.
AUGGGUCCCACCAGACCAGACCGCGCCGCCUUGCUGCGCCUGCGGGCCGGCUGCGUUUCGACUGCUGCUCGAGGACACGCUAUGAGACGCUGUGCAUCUCCCACCUGCGGCCGAUGUGGAGACCCCGAGACCCUGGAGCACCUCCUCUGUGCCUGCCCUGGCCUGGCACAGGAAAGUUCGAGGGUCAUCACAGCCUACUGCAGACAGGGCCUACCCGCCGCCACCUUGUACCACCUGCUCUACCCGUCCCGUCCACACCUGCCAGCGCUGCGGAGUUCGGUCAUCUCCAACCUGCUGUAUGAGCGCCGCUUCGGUCCGUACUUCGUGCAGCCCAUAGUGGCCUGCUUGUACCGGGUGACAAAUGAGCCCUACCUCUGCGUGAUGGACCUGAUAAGCUGUAUCGACGGGCCGACCGACUUAGUUGUCUCGGGUAUGUGCGAGGAGCAGUGCUACGGCAUGUGCGAGACGCUCUGGGAACCCGACAUGGGGCCUGACGAACUGUUCGAGGCGACCGCGCAGGCACUCAUGAAUGCCUUCAAUAGAGACUCCGCCUCGGGUUGGGGUGGCGUUGUGCACAUCAGCGAGAAGGAUAAGGUCACCACCAAGUACCUCAAGACCAGGAUGGACUGAAAAGAACAUUGGCGAC